Gallus gallus (chicken) is the source of this 1571-nucleotide messenger RNA. RefSeq names its product coiled-coil domain containing 61 (gene CCDC61). The record is from RefSeq and is marked validated. Lineage: Eukaryota; Metazoa; Chordata; Aves; Galliformes; Phasianidae. Gene Ontology annotation, cellular component: centrosome.
GGGGCGUUGGAGCGGCGGGCAGCGAGUGCGGGCGGAGGAGCGGCGUUGGGUUUGGCACCGGGAGCUGCCUGGUUUCGCCGCGGGACGCGGAGGCGCCUUGGCGCUCCCAGCUCAGGCUCCGCAGCGUCCCUGGGGAGCCUCGCGGCCUGCGGGGGCACCCGAAGUCCCGGUCCUGGUAGCCCUCUGGCAACCAUGGAGGAGCCACGGUGCCUGCAGGCCAACUGCUUCUUCCGUGGCAAGGAGCACAGCAUCCAGCUGAGUGUGAGCCAAGCAGUACUGGAGGUGGAGGUGGAGGAGCGCCGCAGCACCAAGCGCUGGCGGGGCCACUUUGAUGCUGCCUCUGUCGAGGACCUGACACGCAAAACAGGCAACUUCAAGCAGUUUGGGAUCUUCUGCAGCAUGCUCGAAGCGGCACUGAUGAAGAGCAGUGAGGCCGUCAGCCUGGAGCUGCUCACCUAUGGUGACCUGGAGGCCCUGCGGUGCUGUAAGGUGGGGGUGGCUACACGUGUCCCCCCCUCAACCUCGCCACUCAGCAGCAAGCGCUACCUCAUCCUCGUCUACUGCGUUGAAUUUGACAGGAUCCACUACCCGCUGCCGUUGCCCUACAUUGGUGAGGCAGACAUGGCUGCAUUGCGACGCCUGGUGCAGGAGCAGCAGGAUGAGCUGGCACAGCUGCGGGAUGAGCUGCGGCGGGCACAGCAGGAGGUGUGGAGGCUGGAGGAUGAACGGCUGCGGGACAAGGCCUGGCAUCAGCAGGAGCAGCGGCGGAUGACCAAGGAGCUGACAGAGGUGAAGGCGGCUGAAAAGAUGCUGCGGGCGCAUGUGAAGACACUGACGGCUGAGCUGGCGGUAUGCAGAAAAGGGCGCAGCACAUCAGCCACAGCAGCACCAGGCUGCCCACAGGAUCGCCGCCGCUCUAACUCCCGGGACAGCCGUAGUAGCAGCCAAGGCCGCCUGCCACCACGGUCCCCAUCUCCUGCAGGCUCACGGCCACCACGCUUCAACCCCACAGCCUUUGUGAGAUCCCGCGAGCAACGGCGGCAGGAGGCUGAGCUCCGAAGGCAGAAGCUGCCACGUGGGACGGUGUCAAGUGGUGACAACUGUAGGAGGAGGGGCAGGCGCAGCUCUUCAGCUGAAAGUCUCCAGAGCCGGCGCUCAGCACAGAGCUCAGGCAGCGAGGCUGACACAUGUCCCCAGCGCCGCAGGGGCUUGGGGGGUCCUAGCACCCGGAGUCCACUGAGUGCUUCAUCCUGCAACAGCACUAGUGUGGCAUCUCACCCAAAUAGGGGCUGUAAACAGCAUGGGAAAGAGAACCUGGGCACAGAGCCCUCAGCCACCCUGUCUGAAAUCGAUGCCCGGCUUCAAGCACUGCAGGCAUACAUCAGCACCCUGGGCACUCACAUGUGAGCCCCCCAGGGGCCACCAGGAGCUCGCCUCAGAGGGACCAGACCCAGGCAUUGGUGUGCCAUGAGGCCACCAGUGCCCAGGCUGUGUCCCCACUGUCCCCCAAAAGGGACAGCACUGGCAGGAUGUGGUGUAAUAAAUGCCUGUAUGGCUCUGUGGGACAAUCA